AUGCGUCUAGUAGGCAGGGGGAAGAUAUUGACAGAUGACAUUUGUUGGUGUGCAAAGUGAGUGCAAAUUAAGCUCUGGUGAGGUGUACCUGUCCGGAAAAGCUGUUUGUUGGGGCGUGUUUUGUGUAAUAGAGUUCCCAAAAAAUGAAGCCCCAUUACGACACAACAUGGUGACGAGUUGGGAAGUUACGUCCAUCGUCUUGACCUUCUUGCUGAUAGCGCCCACUCAACAACACCUUCGUUCGCCUGGCCUAGCACGUCGUCCGAGCCUUGAAAUCGAUAAAAGACGGUCGAGUACCGGCAGCACCAUCGGGCAAUGGAGCGUAAUCCCCGAAGAAAUCGUUUCCCGAAGAAAGCACACCCAAUUACCGGCAGACGGACAGAGCGCCGGUAGUAAAUUGAUAGAGUGCUACUUUGAAGGCUCUUCUGUGCAAUCAUUUAACCGCAAACAGGUCGUCAGGCUGCAAUCUGCUCAAGGCAUCAGCCCACUUCUGGUUCAAAGUUCUCCCUGCCCCCGCCACUCCCACCGUUCGACCUCGAAUCAAUCCGGCCAAGACGUGGAUGCACUAGAACCGUCAGCAGGAAGAAACCCGUCCGGUAAUGAUGGAAGAAAGUUUCCUGGAAUUAAUGGUGAGCGGAGUAGUUUAUAGUGGAGAGGUGAAACCAGCAUUGUGUAUUGCUUCAAAUUGGCCUCCGUUUCAUUUUAGCAACCUUGAGGUGGAGAUGGAUCGAGUCCGGGAGUCAAGGUGCGUUCGGGUUGAAGUUGUGGAUUUGUGGCUCGGUACGGAGUGAACAGUCGAUGGCAUCCUCAGCUGCACAAGGACACCAUGCCGAAGGACUUGUCCCAAGUGCAAGCGAGAUGGUGAUUGGUGAUGCCACCAAUAGAUGUGAGUUGUGUGGUGUUGUGCAACUCACCGGACAACCUGAAGAAUUGUGGGAAAACUUGAAAAGGCUUCAAAAUCACUUCACCACUCCGAUAGGGCACGGUGCAACAGAUGGACAACGAUAUGGCGUAGUGUCCUCGUGUGAAACACCCGAGGGAUAUUGGUUUCGGUACGAAAGAAUUGAUAAACGGAAACAAUCUGAAGAGCUCCGGACGGGUACCGACUUUUUGGGCAAGUUUGAUGGUUUUGCGCCGGGGAACAUGUGUCGCCGGCCGGAGAUAAAGCCUUGCACGGUAAAUACCCUCGAGAGUCAUCCAUACCGUGUGGCAGAAGUUAUAUUGUCAGCGAACGAAACCGACGACGUUCCGGUGAUGAAGGAAGAGUACACACACUACAACUGCUCCGAGGGUGCUUCGAACCUUGGAGAUCGCAUCGUUGGUGGGCGGAAUGCACUCGACGGUGAUGCUCCUUUCCACGUAUCGUUAAGAAAUCUCCACCAUGAGCGUCGGUACGGCUUCGGACGUGGGUUGUUCUGCGGUGGUUCACUGAUUACUGCCCACCGCGUACUGACCGCUGCACACUGUUUUACGACGCAUCCGGCCAACAUGGUCGUAGUGGCCGGCAUAUUGAAUCGGUUCGAUCGAUCGGAACGUAUGCAGCAACGCCAAGUGUUCCGAUACCUGUGCCAUCCGGACUGGAACCGAAGGAGUAUGUACGCGGACAUUGGGCUCGUAUCGUUGCAUGCGCCGUUCGGUAUCGGAGAUCCUCCCAGCAAUUUACAAGUGAUUGAGCUGCCAAACCACGGACCGAGCGGUGGGGAACGCUGCACCAUCUUUGGCUGGGGUCAAACGCGCGAAGGUCGAAAACAGUUCCAGCCCGUGUGUCUGCAGAAAGCUGAAGUAAGUGUGCUGGAUCUGGACCGUUGCAAGCGUUCCUUGCAGCGGGUUUUGCACGUCCCCGGUGGUACGUUUUGUGCCGGUAGCUUCGCCGGUGGAGUGGACGCGUGUCAGGGCGAUUCCGGAGGUCCGCUGGUUUGCGACGGUACACUUUAUGGUGUCGUUAGCUUCGGUUGGGGCUGCGGGAGGUCUCAGUUUCCCGGCGUGUACACCGACGUGUUCGUGCAUCGCCGGUGGAUUGAAGCAUCAGUGGACAGCGAUCCAAGCACGUGGAACAGUGGUGCAACGGUUCGGAUCGCAGCCACGGGACGGCGUACCGUUCUCGGUGUAAUAAUAAUGUUUAGCACCGUGCUGCUGUCGUAAAGCGUCGGGCUUCAUUUUCUUCGAA
Molecule: messenger RNA, 2167 nt
Organism: Anopheles stephensi (Asian malaria mosquito)
Lineage: Eukaryota; Metazoa; Arthropoda; Insecta; Diptera; Culicidae
Product: trypsin-3-like
Exons: 2
Coding region: 799-2142 (447 amino acids)
Biological process (GO): proteolysis
Molecular function (GO): serine-type endopeptidase activity
Source: RefSeq, a predicted model, not a curated record